Carassius auratus (goldfish) is the source of this 7446-nucleotide messenger RNA. Its product is annotated as synaptojanin-1-like. Lineage: Eukaryota; Metazoa; Chordata; Actinopteri; Cypriniformes; Cyprinidae. The record is from RefSeq and is a predicted model, not a curated record. Gene Ontology annotation, molecular function: nucleic acid binding; phosphatidylinositol-4,5-bisphosphate 5-phosphatase activity; SH3 domain binding. The coding region runs from base 163 to 4950 and encodes 1595 amino acids. The transcript is spliced from 31 exons. Gene Ontology annotation, biological process: phosphatidylinositol dephosphorylation; synaptic vesicle endocytosis.
GAAACGAUCGGAUUAACAACAGUACUCGAGUUUUCCUUUCUAGUUCGGUUGUAUUUCUGUGCUUGGACUACCUGCCCCGCUAAUCAUUUGUUUUCUAGACGAUCUCCAACCGGGGGAAGACAGACACAACUCUGACAGGGCUGAAACAGGUUGUGUCGAGUCAUGGCAUUCAGUAAAGGUUAUCGUAUUUAUCAUAAACUGGAUCCCCCUCCGUACAGUGUGAUUGUGGAGACCAGAAAUCGAGAGGAAUGCCUGAUGUUCGAGACUGGAGCCGUUGCUGUACUGUCGGCGGCAGAGAAAGAGACCAUCAAAACAGCGUACACUAAGAUGCUGGAUGCUUAUGGGAUCCUGGGAGUUCUUCGUCUUAACCUUGGGGAUUCUAUGCUGCACAGCCUGGUGGUCGUCACAGGCUGCAGUUCAGUGGGGAAAGUCCAGGAUUCAGAAGUUUUUCGAGUAACGGGCACUGACUUCGUCUCUCUGAAAAACGACCCCUCGGAUGAGGACCGCAUCGCUGAUGUCAGGAAAGUCUUAAACUCGGGGAACUUCUAUUUCGCCUGGUCCUCCACCGGAGUGAGUCUGGACCUCAGCUUGAACGCGCACCGCAGAAUCAGAGAAGACAUAUCUGACAAUCGUUUUUUCUGGAAUCAGUCCCUCCAUCUCCAUCUCAAGCAUUAUGGGGUGAACUGUGAUGACUGGCUGCUGAGGUUGAUGUGUGGCGGAGUGGAGAUCCGCACCAUCUACGCUGGCCACAAGCAGGCCAAAGCUUGCGUGAUCUCUCGGCUCAGCUCAGAGAGAGCAGGCACACGUUUUAAUGUCCGAGGCACAAAUGACGAUGGCCAGGUGGCCAACUUUGUGGAGACUGAGCAGGUUGUUUUCCUUGAUGACAAAGUAUCUUCCUUCAUUCAGAUACGAGGGUCAAUACCCCUUUUCUGGGAGCAGCCGGGAAUUCAGAAACACUCUUUUAAGGGGAUUAUGUUGCAGCUGAAUCAAAGUCGAGAGGCGAAAGGACAGCAUGGAAACCAACAGCUGGUCGGAUCUCAUCGUGUUAAGCUGUCUCGUGGUUUUGAAGCAAACGCACCGGCUUUUGAGAGACACGUUAGUGCUCUGAGGAAGCUGUAUGGCAGACAGGUGAUCAUCAACCUGCUGGGUAUGAAGGAGGGGGAAAACAUGCUCAGCAAAGCAUUCCAGAGUCACCUGAAAGCCUCAGAGCAUGCGAAUGCUGUGAGAAUGUUGAACUUUGACUAUCAUCAGAUGGUUAAAGGCGGGAAGACUGACAAGCUCAACACUGUCCUGAAACCUCAGAUCAGCAAGUUUCUGGAGGAAUGUGGUUUCUUCUACUACUCGGAGGAGGCCGGCAUUCAGAGAUGUCAAACUGGGACUAUUCGUUCCAAUUGUUUAGACUGCUUGGACCGAACAAACAGCGUCCAGGCCUUCAUUGCACUUGAGAUGCUUCCAAAACAGUUGAAAGACAUGGGUCUGACUGAGAAGCCUCAGCUGGUGGCACGCUUUCAGGAGGUUUUCCGCUCCAUGUGGUCCAUCAAUGGAGACUCGGUCAGCAAGAUCUACGCAGGCACUGGUGCCCUGGAUGGCAAGGCUAAGGGUGGAAAGCUAAAAGACGGCGCUCGCUCAGUCACCAGAACCAUUCAGAACAACUUCUUUGACAGCUCUAAACAGGAAGCCAUUGACAUCCUGAGACUGGGCAGCACCCUGAACAGUGACCUGGCAGAUAAGGCACGAGCCCUCCUCACAACCGGCAGCCUGUACGUCACUGAGCCCAUUUUACAGUCAGCCUCUCCCAGAGUGCUUCUGGGCAUGUGUCAGAACCACUUCAAGUACACACGUCCCAAGAAGAUCAGAGUGUGUGUGGGUACAUGGAACGUGAACGGGGGCAAGCAGUUCCGCAGUAUUGCGUUUCGUAACCACACGCUCAAUGACUGGCUCCUGGAUGCCCCUAAGAAGGCCGGCCACCCAGAAUUCCAGGAUGGAAAAUCUAACCCAGUGGACAUCUUUGCUAUUGGCUUUGAGGAAAUGGUAGAGCUGAAUGCUGGAAAUAUCGUCAGCGCAAGCACCACUAAUCAGAAGCUGUGGGCUGCAGAACUGCAGAAGAACAUCUCACGAGAGCACAAAUACGUGCUGCUGGCCUCAGAGCAGCUGGUGGGUGUGUGUCUGUUCGUCUUCAUACGUCCUCAGCAUGCACCAUUCAUCAGGGACGUUGCUGUGGACACAGUGAAGACUGGGAUGGGUGGAGCCACUGGUAAUAAAGGGGGUGUGGCUAUUCGCAUGCUCUUUCACACCACCAGCAUCUGCUUUGUGUGCUCUCACUUUGCUGCCGGCCAGUCACAGGUCAAAGAGAGGAACGACGACUACAAUGAAAUUGCACGCAAACUGUCCUUCCCCAUGGGCCGUCUCCUGUACUCCCAUGAUUAUGUAUUCUGGUGUGGAGACUUCAAUUACCGAAUAAAUAUUCCCAAUGAAGAGACAAAGGAACUGAUCAGACAGGAGAAGUGGGAUGCACUGAUUGCUGGAGAUCAGCUGCUGGAGCAGAAGAAUGCUGGACAGAUUUUUAGGGGCUUUAUUGAAGGGAAGCUGGAUUUUGCGCCCACUUAUAAAUAUGACCUGUUUUCGGAGGACUACGACACCAGUGAGAAGUGCCGCACACCAGCCUGGACUGACCGUGUGUUGUGGAAGAGAAGGAAGUGGAACUUUGAUAAAACUGCGGAAGAGUUGGAGUUGAAUGUAGUAGGAGCCUCAGUGAAUGAGGAGGAUCAGUACCCAUGGAGCCCUGGAGAGCUCAAGUAUUAUGGUAGAGCAGAGCUCAAAACCUCUGAUCACAGGCCUGUGGUGGCUAUCAUGGAUGUGGACAUACUUGAGGUGGAUCCAGAGGCCAGACAUCAGGUGUAUAAGGAAGUGAUCGCCCUGCAGGGUCCACCAGAUGGCACCAUCCUUGUCUCUCUCUGCACGUCUGGGCCCGAUGACUACUUUGAUGAUGCACUGAUUGACGACCUGUUGGACAAGUUUGCAAAUUUUGGCGAGGUUAUUCUUAUCAGGUUUGUUGAAGAGAAAAUGUGGGUGACAUUUUUGGAGGGAUACUCUGCUCUGGCAGCUCUAUCUUUGAGUGGCUCUACUGUGGAUGGUAAGACCAUAGACAUUCGUCUGAGGAGUCCAGGUUGGAUAAAGAGUCUAGAGGAGGAAAUGAGUGUGGAGAGAAUCUGUGGAAGCAUCCCAACAUCCACCAGCUCUACCCUGCUGGCAGAAAACUCUGACAUAGGAGAAGAGUAUGACAUGGAAGGUGAUGUGGAUGAGGAGGUUGAGGAUAUUUUACCCCAGCACCUGCAACCUGGAGCAGGCAUGGAUCUGGGCGCAUCCCCUGCCACAUCACCACACACCAGUCCCUGCCCCUCUCCUACCCACGGAGAACCUGUGGCCCCCAUCCGGCCCAGCAGAGCGCCUCCACGCACAGCUGGACCACCACUGGGUUCUCCUGUUGAUGGUCAGCCAGCUGGAGCUCCCUCUUCACAGAUACUAGAUCCAAAACGCCCCCCUCCUCCACGCCCCAAUGCCCCACCACCCCGACCUGCACCUCCACAGCGCCCACCACCACCCUCAGGACAAAAAAGCCCAGCAUUAGCACGUGCAGAUGCAGCUGGUCGAGGUCAAGCCACCGGUUCAGCCCCUGGAGGCGCCUCGCGGCCAAUCCCACCUCGAGCAGGAGUCAUCAGCGUCCCUCCUCAGGCUAGACCUCCUCCUGCUCAUCCUGGGGCCCCCAGACCCAUAGCAGAGGGGCAUCCUGGGGCACCACGACCCUCACCUGAUAAUCAUCCCGGAGCACCAAGACACAUUCCUGAACCCCAAAGAAAACCAUCUGAACUGCCUUUGGGUCCAACCCCGACACUGCCAAGUCCCAUGAGGCCUCAGAUGAUAUCACCCAUGCAGCCUCAGUGUGUGUCACCAAUGCAGCCUCCAGUCCAAGUCCAACUGCCCCCACCCAUACAAUCCCAGCUCCCUCCACCAAUGCAGCCCACCUUCCCUGUCUCGCUGGUGCCUCAGCCUGCUCCUCAAGAGUCUACUGGAGCCGCUGCCGCCCCUCAGCCUGGACUGGCAUCUCCUAAACCUCCACCCCGGAGCCGGUCCUCUCAUGCACUGCCACCUGAGUCUGCUCCUGCUCCUACAUCUCAGGCCAAGGAGAUGAAUGGAGUCAAAAGAGAAGCACAAUGGAAACAAGACCCCUUCCACACGCUUAACACCCAGUCCCUCUUCCAAAACACCUCGUUUUCCGCUUCCCUCCCUCGCUCUUCCUCAUGCAGCCUCUCCCCUUCUUCUUCCUCCACAUUACCCAGCUCCCUCUCCCUUUUCUCAGCAUCGGACACUAGCAGCACUCCAUGUCUUCUGCUUCCACCCGUACCCUCCCGCAGCAAAUCCCAGGAGACCCUCUGUUCAUCCCCCAGUCCGUUCCUCGCUGAAGCCCAACCCAGACCCAGCAGCACCAACUUUUUCACCGGCAACCUAUUGUCCUCCCCACGCCGAGCGCUCACGCCCGAUUUCUACACCCAGCAGCAGUCCCAGGAGGCCAGCCCGGGCCUCAGCAGGGCCAUGUCUGCUGUGGUUCACAGUUCAACUCUUCCACCAUCAUUUUCCAGACAGCAAUCCUUAGUUCCUGCUCCAGCAGUGGCCCCAGCCAAACAGAUCCAAGAAUGGGUCACAUUCGAUGAUGAUUCAGACUUUUCUAGAAAGGCAGGUGGGUCCGGCCCGCCGCUUAUACCUGCAGCCUCAUCCCUUCCGUUCCCACAACCUCAGAGCAGCAUCCCCAGCUCAGGCUUUGGCAUAAACGGCAACUGGACAUCACUUCCCACUUCUGCGUUUCCCAUGAUCCCCCCUCCGAUCCCAACCAGGACUAAUACCAGCAUCAAAAAUGCCCAUAUCCCCUCCAGAAAUGAAUUUACAGAGAGAUGAUGUAUGAGAAAGUGUAUGUAAAAUACAAAGAAAAUAUUAUUGUGUAUCUAUAAUAUGUGUAUGGUUUGUUUCAAAGUGUGGUGUUGGAAGUGUUUGUCCAAAAUCAGAUCUGGCCGUUACUUUUAGCCCAAUGUAGAUGGGAAAACAAGAGGAAAUCAACACAGUAUGUUGGUAUAUUUUUGGUAUCAUUUGCGUAUUAACCUGCAUAUACACCUGUGUGAAACAUUUUACACUUCAGUGGCCAAAUUUAGUAUAUUACACAUUAGAGCGCAAAUCUUUCAGCUUUUAAAAAUUUUACAAAUGUCAAACUAUAUAUCUCAUUGAGACUUCAGUUUCAUUUUCAACUUACCCUCAUGCCCGUACACAAAAGAAGAUAUUUAUGGAGAAAAAAAAAUUCUCCGUACAAUGGAACUCGAUGGGGUCUAAAUAGGUUGUUUUGGACCCCAUUGACUUCCAUUAUAUGGACAAAACCAGUUGAAACAUUCUUCAAAAUAUGUUCUUGUUUGUUCCACAGAAGAAGGAACAUCAUAUUUGGAAUGACAUGAGAGUGAGUAAAUAAUUUUUUUGAUCAUUUUUUGGUGAACUAUCUCUUUAUUCUGUAACCCAGUGCAAAUAAGAAAACAUAUCUGUAAAACGAGCUUGACCAGAGAUAUCUUUUUUUUGUUGUUAAACUCAUUAUGAAUGUAUCUUUUACCUGUUUCUAUUGCCUAUGUUUAGUUUCAGAGUGUCACAUGCAGCAGUAAUGGUCGCUGUGCUUAACUGCAUUUUAAAAUCGUAGGUCUUAUUUUUCUGGGUGUUCAUGCAAAUGACCCCCCGCGCUUCCUGUAGCACGACCGAUGUGCUUAGCUUGUUGAAAUAUAUCUUCUAUACAUAUUAAUAGUGAUUAUAUGUCUUCCUAGUGGGGAAAAAUGUAAAGUAGUUCUGAAUUGUGAUUAUAUUUCCAGCAAAUUCAUGCCAUAUUUAAAGUGCACUGAAGAGCUCUGUCCUCUACGCUUUCAAACGCACAUUUCGAAUCAAGAGGGUGUAUUUGUUCACAUGAGGGUCACAGUGGCACCUCUCAUUCAUCGACAGUGUAUAUACAUGUGCUUUCAGUUCAUCUGACCCAAAGCUCUCAACAGAAAUGCUGUAUUUAACAAAUGUGUGUAUGUGUGUUUUUUGUUUGUUAGUUUUUUUUUGGUGGAUCCCUCCUUCAAGAUGCUUUCUUUUGUGCAAUGUGUACUUAUUCGCUCAAUGGAAUUGUAUUUUUUUAUUUCGAUGAACAGGUUGUGGAUAAAUCUAUUUAUUAUGUGGAGGAAUACUGUGCUGUAUUUUGUUGUGCGCCAUCUGUUUCUGUGUAUUUUAGCUGUUUGUGCGAGUGCGGGACGGAUUCAGAUAUUUAUGUAACAAGUCAGCUGACUUCAGAGUCAUUAUAGCAUUAUCAUGUCUUCAGUCUGUUUUAGAGAAAUAUAUUUGUCAUGAUAUAAAAUAUGGUAUAAUCUUAAAAGGAAAGCAGUCUGAACACAAAAAGGUGGAUUAUGGAUGGUGUAACAUUUAAAGCUGCCAUCGUAUAUUCUUUAACAAUGCCUUGUUGAUUAAAGUCUGUGGAGUUCCAAGGCCCCAAAGGUGUUUAUUUGAUUCUGGAGAAGCAUAUCAUGGGUCAGCCUCAGUUGUUUUUGUCAAUUGUAUAGCAUUCCAGACUGUAUUAUUGGUGAAUGAUCAGCCUUCAGGAACUGAUUUUUUGUGUGCAGUUGUUUUACUCAUGUUAAGCAGGGUUUUUUUUUUAAAUAUCCCUCAGGGGCGUAAUGCAAAUAUUAAUUCUUGGUUAAAGUGUACGCAUUUCAGGAAAGCAGUAUUCUACUUGUGCUUUUGUUCCCUGUUUACAUUUUGGUACAAAUUUAACAUCUUCAUGGCUGUUCCAAUGUUCGCCUGGGAUGUGCUGAGCAACAUAUGUUGGCUUUGAGCAUUGCAAAUUUAUUUUUAAAGCUUAAAAGCAAUGAAACGUUUGUCUCUGUUUGGAGUUUGGUUGAGGAAGGGGUUAGAAGAAGGCAGCAAGAUUGUGUGAAUUAAUGCAUGAGAAAACCAUUCCAAAAUGCAUUCCAAAGCACUUACUGUGAACACCUCCAGAAUACAGAAAAGUAUCAGGUUGUGGAUUAUGUAUUUUUUUUUGUUUGUUUGUUCGUUUGUUUUUUGAUGACUGAUAAACACAAUGUAACCACUUAACAUUCAAAGGCAUUAGCAUUGAGCCUAAUAUUGCUAGAGCCAGUUAUUAAUGAGAAGCAAGGAUUUAUAGGAAUUAAGUCAUGUUAUGAAGGCAACGUUCCUUUGUAGCUUUUAGCCCAGUAGUAAACAGAAGUCUGUGGCAUUAACCUUAUAUGUAUGUAUACACAAACAAACCACAAAACUGCAAUUCAGUAACGAGUAUUCGGUCUGUAAUUUAAGUGCAUAUCAAAAGUACACAUUAAUGUAUGGAGCAAUUGAUGUUGUAUGUACGCAAUAAUAAAUGUUAUUCAACAUGAG